AUGAUGCUGGCGGCCGUCAAUCCAUAUUCAUCGUCGUCGAGCAACCAUCGCUUCCAGAUACAAGACGUCACAGAUGAUCCUGAGUACUCAUCAUACGGUAAUGAGAAUGAAGCACCAGAAGAAGGAGCGUUGGUUGAGUACUGUCGAUUGGACAAACGAGAACAACCGAGCAUUCCGCGAGUAUACGACGCCCCAACUGUUGUGCAUGCAAGACUGGUUACACCCCCAAUGAUCCUACUGGAUCAACCAAAAAUAUCUGCUUCGAAGGCAUAUUCCACGUUGAUAGUAUGA
Cooperia oncophora is the source of this 291-nucleotide messenger RNA. The record is from the annotation of a GenBank genome assembly. Lineage: Eukaryota; Metazoa; Nematoda; Chromadorea; Rhabditida; Trichostrongylidae.